Molecule: messenger RNA, 1077 nt
Organism: Fusarium graminearum PH-1
Lineage: Eukaryota; Fungi; Ascomycota; Sordariomycetes; Hypocreales; Nectriaceae
Exons: 3
Coding region: 1-1077 (358 amino acids)
Biological process (GO): regulation of transcription by RNA polymerase II
Molecular function (GO): DNA-binding transcription factor activity, RNA polymerase II-specific
Source: RefSeq, a predicted model, not a curated record
AUGAUCAAAUCAGGGUCCAGACGAAGAGUCCAGGGUCUUACCGUACAAACUACUACCUAUCCUGGUGACGACAUGAAAACCCGGGGACUAAUAAUCAUGGCUGCUAAAGAAGGGGAAAAUGAAGACAAUGAAGUGCCAAUUAGACAGCGGAAGGCUCAUAAGAAGUCUCGUCUUGGGUGCAAGAACUGCAAACUUAGGAGCGUAAAGCAUCCUUUCCUUAUGCAUGUUUUCAUCGCCCUCGCCUAUCUCCACGACGAACAUCUCAACCCCAACUCAAUAGCAUCUCACCGCACACCUCUCGCCUUUCACUGGUACCAAGCUACAGCGCUCUUCCACCGCCGUUUAGCAACAGCUAGCUCAGUCCAGGACCCUUCAACGCUUCCCAGCUCCGAGCGUGACUCCCUCUGGACGGCGGGGGCACUCCUCGGGGCUGCUUCGUUCGCUCUUCUCGACGUUCAGAGCGUCGAUAAUGUCUGGCCCCUCAAAGAAUCCGAUCCGCUGGACCUGGAUUGGCUGAAGAUGAGCGAUGGGAAGAAAGUCGUAUGGAAUCUAGCUGAUCCGACCCGACAAGAGAGUAUCUUCCAUGAACUACUCGCAGAGAAAACGUCUAUGCCUGAUGGAACAAAAGAAAUUCCUCCCGAUGUCCUCCCCAGUAUAUUCUACAGCGUUUUCAACCUGGAUGCUUCAUCAUCAGCUUCGACCAACCCCUACCACACCGCUGCAUCUCUUCUCGCGCAACUCCUCCCUCACGAGAUAACUGAUAACACAGUAAUACAGUUCCUCAGCUUUCUGACACAGCUGGAUCCGCGCUUUCGAAAGCUGCUGGAGGGAAAAGAUCCCAGGGCCAUGGUUUUGCUGGCGUGGUGGUAUACAAAGGCAGCGGUACACAGUUCGUGGUGGAUGCAGAGACGUUCGUUGGUGGAGGGACAGGCGAUUUGCAUUUACCUGGAAAGGUAUUGUACAGACGUCGAGGGGAUUUGUGAGUUGGUCAAGUUCCCGAAGAGGGUCUUUGAGAUUUGUCGAAGUAACGGGGGUACAGCUUCAGAAGAAAGGGGUGCGUCAGUACUGGGAGGUUAG